GCGUGUUACCAUCAUGCCCAAGGACAUCCAGUUAGCCCGCCGGAUCCGCGGGGAGCGGGCAUAAUUACAGCUUUUCUCUGAAAUUUCAACCAAAGGCUCUUUUCAGAGCCACCCACGUUUUCAAUUGCCGUUGGUUUGCUUCUCUCGAAACCAUGUCUGGACGCGGUAAAGGCGGCAAGGGUCUUGGUAAGGGAGGCGCUAAGCGCCACCGCAAGGUUCUGCGCGACAACAUCCAGGGCAUCACCAAACCCGCCAUCCGCCGUCUGGCCCGGCGUGGCGGUGUGAAGCGCAUCUCCGGCCUCAUCUACGAAGAGACCCGCGGGGUGCUGAAAGUGUUCCUGGAGAAUGUGAUCCGGGACGCCGUCACCUACACCGAGCACGCCAAGCGCAAGACUGUCACCGCCAUGGACGUGGUCUAUGCGCUUAAGCGCCAGGGACGUACUCUCUACGGCUUCGGCGGUUAAUUAAGCUUUCCGAUUUCGCCAUCAAGAGUUAGCAUUUCUCAACCAAAGGCCCUUUUCAGGGCCACCCAACUACUCAUAAAAGAAAGCUGUAACCAUUAGCCAAGGCACAGGAGCCUGCAGCUCAAUGGUGUGGUUAAAAUGAAAACUACUGAGUCAGAAAACAUUGCGGAGAUUAAUGUUUAUAUAUCCAUGUAACUCCCACUCGCGCCUCCAUUCACUGGACACAGGUAGGGGGGAAAGGUGAUACUCCAACUUACUAAAGAAAAGUGGAAAAGAACCAAGUAUGGCGAGAAACUUGAAUCGGUUUGCAGGAACAAAGAGAAGCACUGCCCAAUCAGCAAGCCCCAUUCAUGGAUUUCAACCAAUCAGAACUGGUGAUCUCAUGUGGUUCCCCGCGGCGACCCAAAUUUGGGGGAUGGGAAAUCGGGCGAGAAACGCCAAAGCCCUUGUUUAGAGAAUUUUUUUAAUUUGUGUUUUUACGGGUUAUGAAAUAGACUCCGACGAGACAGCUGAAUGGCUCUCAGUCAUGUCCUGAGAACAGUACUGAAAUUACCGCCUCUAAUAGGAUGAUUUGUCUCGAUUAAAAAAAUAAUCUCUAGGGCUUCCCUGGUGGCGCAGUGGUUGAGAGUCCGUCUGCCAAUGCAGGGGACACGGGUUCGUGCCCCGGUCCGAGAGGAUCCCACGUGCCGCGGAGCGGCUGGGCCCGUGAGCUAUGGCCGCUGGGCCUGCGCGUCCGGAGCCUGUGCUCCGCAACGGGAGGGGCCGCGGCAGUGAGAGGCCCGCGUACCGCAGGAAAAAAAAAAAAAAAUUCAGACUGCCAGCAAACCCAGGGCAUUGAAUUCAGGCGAAAUUAAAAUCUCAUUUACGAAGAAAA
Molecule: messenger RNA, 1338 nt
Organism: Orcinus orca (killer whale)
Lineage: Eukaryota; Metazoa; Chordata; Mammalia; Artiodactyla; Delphinidae
Product: histone H4
Exons: 2
Coding region: 153-464 (103 amino acids)
Biological process (GO): nucleosome assembly
Cellular component (GO): nucleosome
Molecular function (GO): DNA binding; structural constituent of chromatin; protein heterodimerization activity
Source: RefSeq, a predicted model, not a curated record